CGAGGAAUCCAGAGUGUGGCAGAAGACUCUGGAGUGAAGCUAAGGGGGUCGGUUUAUGGAUCCAGUGAGCCGUCCAGGUGCCCCCAAAGGUUUCUGAAAAUGGACGGACCUGUGAGGUCAAGACCGGCCUCCCUCAGUGACUUUCAGUUCGGAGCUGUCGCCACAGAGACCAUCGAAGACGCUCUGCUCCACCUGGUGCAGCAGAAUGAGCAAGCCAUGCAGGAGGCUGCAGGCCGGAUGGGCAGCUUCAGGGAGACCCGGAUCGUGGAGUUUGUUUUUCUCCUGUCUGAACAAUGGUGUCUGGAGAAAUCUGUGAGCUACCAGGCUGUAGAAAUCCUGGAAAGGUUUAUGAUUAAGCAGGCAGAGAAUAUGUACAGGCAAGCCACGAUCCAGCUGAGAGAGAAGAAAGAGCCUCAGAAUUGGAAAGCUCUGAAAGAGCAGCUUUUCAACAAGUUUAUCUUGCGUCUUGUGUCAUGUGUUCAACUGGCAAGCAAACUUUCCUUCCACUACAAAAUUAUCAGCAACAUUACAGUCCUGAAUUUCCUCCAGUCUCUGGGGUAUGUACACACUAAAGAAGAACUGCUGGAGUCAGAACUUGAUGUUUUGAAGUCCCUGAACUUCCAAAUCAAUCUGCCUACUCCCCUGGCAUAUGUGGAAAUGCUUCUGGAGGUUUUAGGAUACAAUGGCUGUUUGGUCCCAGCCACACGGCUGCAUGCAACCUGCCUGACUCUGCUCGACCUUGUCUAUCUCCUGCGUGAACCCAUAUAUGAGAGCCUUCUGAGGGCUUCAAUUGAAAACCCCAUCCCCAGUCAGCUGCAAGGGGAAAAGUUUGUUUCAGUGAAGGAAGACUUCAUGCUGUUGGCAGUAGGAAUCAUCGCAGCGAGUGCUUUCAUCCAAAACCAUGAGUGCUGGAGCCAGGUUGUGGGGCAUUUGCAGAGCAUCACUGGCAUUGCACUGGAAAGCAUUGCUGAGUUCUCUUACGCAAUCCUGACUCACAGCGUGGGAGCUAACACUCCGAGGCGACAGCAGCCUGUUCUUCCCCACCUGGAGGCCAGAGCUCUGAGGGCUGCUGCCUCCUCCAACACAUGAGGCACGCUCAACCCACGAAGUAUAAACAGCCUUCUGUCAUGGCGCUCAUCCCUUUUGUUUACUCUCAGACUCAGGGUACAAAUGUUCCAAGUAUCUUUUGAACUGUUUUGUAUUCCAACUUCACGCUCCUUUUUCUGCAUCCGAGAAAGUUGACAAGCAUGUCUUUUUUGCCGAAUCAGACUAAAAAUGUCAAGGAGCUGGGAGGAGGCAUUUUAGUGAAGUUAGUUCAUUUUUGUUUAACAAGACAUUUAUAGCUUUUCCUUAACUGUUCAUUUCAUUGAGAGAGAACACCAGACAUGGAAAUUAAUAUUAACCAGGGGCUUGAAAACUGGGACUGUUCGGGUGACCUUGACUGACCAUCAAGGAGGCAGCCUUUAUUUCCCCUUAAAGUUAGUUUAACAUCUCUGUUCUGUCAUUGAGAUGUACACAAAUAGGGCUUCCUGUACAGCUGACGAUUU
Nyctereutes procyonoides (raccoon dog) is the source of this 1547-nucleotide messenger RNA. It is a transcript of the gene CNTD1, whose product is annotated as cyclin N-terminal domain containing 1. Gene Ontology annotation, cellular component: site of double-strand break. Gene Ontology annotation, biological process: reciprocal meiotic recombination. The transcript has 7 exons. Bases 100 to 1089 code for a protein of 329 amino acids. The record is from RefSeq and is a predicted model, not a curated record. Lineage: Eukaryota; Metazoa; Chordata; Mammalia; Carnivora; Canidae.